Molecule: messenger RNA, 576 nt
Organism: Aspergillus terreus NIH2624
Lineage: Eukaryota; Fungi; Ascomycota; Eurotiomycetes; Eurotiales; Aspergillaceae
Exons: 1
Coding region: 1-576 (191 amino acids)
Biological process (GO): protein transport
Source: RefSeq, a predicted model, not a curated record
AUGUCGACGCCAGAUGAAGCCCGCUCGGUGGUGGCCGACGCGCUGGCCGACUUCUUCGGGCAGCUGUACUCGUUCGUCGAGACAAUCGUGACCCGCUUCUUCGGCAACCUGUACCUGUCAUUCGCUGAGGUGAGCGUCAACCGCUGGACGAAGGUCAUCCUCUCGGUGGUGGGGUACAUCCUCGUGCGGCCGUACAUCGAAGCGUGGUUCAAGAAAAUGGCGGACCGCGACUUCAAAAAGCAGCAGGAGAAGGAGAAGGCGCGCCGCGCCGCGUUGGGCGACAAGAAGGCCAAGGUGUCGGCGAAUGCGCUGCGCGGUGGCGGCUCGUCGGAUUCCGGCACGGGCAAGGUUCUCGCGGAGGUGGAGAACACGGACGAUGAGAUCGAGGAGGAGGAGGAUUUUGCGACUGCCAGCGGGGUGCCAGAGUGGAGCAAGACUGCCCGCAAGAGACAGAAGAAGUCCAACAAGAACCCCGAGGCCGAGGAGCAGACGCAGCGGUUGAGCAAGGAGCAGAUCAUGGAGCUGUUGGAUUGGAGUGACGAGGAGGGUGAGAAGGCUGCUGCUCCGAAGCAGUGA